AUGGCCGGUCAGCCUGAUCAAGAUGCGGAAUCCAAGCAACCUAGGCCACGUCUUACUAUCCGCGAGCUUCGAGAAGCGGCCCAGAAGGAAGCGGCUCAGAAGGAGGUCCAGAAAGCGGCUCUGACCAGCCAAGCAAACAAGGCUCCUCAAACCCCGCAAGAGACACGUCGCAAAUCUAGUUCAAUGCUACAGAAGAAGCCCUCCAUCCUAGGUGGCCUCUUCCAAGUUCGAGAGCCAACUCAAAUUGCCUUGAACCAAGUCGCAACUCAGAUGAUUGCCCAACAUGGAUCAACAAGCGCCACCAAGGUUCCCAACGUGAGGUUGGAAAAGAUGCCCGAGUUUGUCCCCAAGGUUAACUCAAAAUGGGAUGGAAUCCCAGAGAGCAUAAAGCGAAGGGAACGGAGGGAGAAGGAAAAAGACAAGGAACGAAAUAGGAAAGAAUCUCCUCUCUUCACAAACUCCAAGGCUCGCAGUGACAAUGGGAAAGACAAAAGCCGCACGAACGUGGGAAGCCGAAACUCGAGCUCAACAACCGGUUCCUCUUUUGGUGCCCCUGCCAGCUCAAUUGGCUCCCGGGGAGCCUCUUCCCACACGAGGUUUUACACUCGUUCAACCAACUCGUCUGAGGAUCUGGCGUCGCAGCGAAGAACCGACGCCUCGAUCUUUUCCCCCCCACUCACAUCGUCAUCCGCAUUUAGUCUGGCUGAAAGUGUUUCCGACAUGCCCUCCAAUCCUUGUCGUGGAUCUGGUUUGGCCAGUACAAGAUCUCAUUAUUCACAUACCCAAGAUCUGACACGGGAGCCUCGAACUCCCUCAAGCAUGGAUCAACCGCCUGCCAGUUGUGCAACAUUUGCAGCAACGACGACCAGGGAAUACGGGUUGCUCAAUCCUCAUGCUAUCACUCGAGGCCAAGGCGGAGAGGAGGGUUCCUACAAGCUGUCUACCGACAUUUCUGUCGAAAAUAGUGCUCGUUAUGCCGAUGCUGGGAUGCAGCUUCCGGAGUCUCAAUAUAGACCCCACACCACAGCUUUUCUGCCAUACCUGACCUCGUCACCCGCACGUCCCCAAGACGUGUCUCCAACCGCUUCACCGCGCCUCGAGCUGCAACCCCCAGUGGGACGGGAUGUCGAUGACAUGACCAAUCUACUGGUGGCAUUGUCUUCCUCUGGAUCCGAGCCAUUGAGUCCCCUAACUGCUGGGAAGAAGAAAUCAGGAACGAAGCUCAAUGACGCUUUCUUGGCGGGAGAGGCUCGAGAGCUGGUGUUACCCGAUGAUGCAACAGUACAGUCCCGGGACUCGAGUCGAUCGCGGAUUCAACAAGACCUAGAGAAACGGCCGGACAGCUCUCGGGACCGGCUGGGUUUGAGGGCAAGCAUGCUUUUUGACGACGAUACAACGCCGUGGGGGUCGAAAGAGACGAGUGUCCCAGCGGCAUUAGAACCUCAAAUUAUGAAGUCUGUGCCAAACGUAAAGAUCAAGUUUCAUAAGCCUUUUGGCAGGGUUGGCAAAGACAAGGACAAAUGGAAGACGACGCUCUGA
Fonsecaea monophora is the source of this 1539-nucleotide messenger RNA. RefSeq lists its product as hypothetical. NCBI's taxonomy places the organism in Eukaryota, Fungi, Ascomycota, Eurotiomycetes, Chaetothyriales, Herpotrichiellaceae. The coding region runs from base 1 to 1539 and encodes 512 amino acids. The record is from RefSeq and is a predicted model, not a curated record. The transcript has a single exon.